Molecule: messenger RNA, 1215 nt
Organism: Aphanomyces invadans
Lineage: Eukaryota; Oomycota; Saprolegniomycetes; Saprolegniales; Verrucalvaceae
Exons: 5
Coding region: 6-1031 (341 amino acids)
Cellular component (GO): mitochondrion
Molecular function (GO): oxidoreductase activity
Source: RefSeq, a predicted model, not a curated record
UUGAUAUGUUCCGGAAAAUUGUGUGCACGAAGCUGUCGACAGACUUCCGCGGCGCCACCGAGAUUGUGACGGUCCCGCGGGCAUCUUUAAAGGUAACUCCAGGCACAGUCCUCAUCAAGAACGUUGUCGUGGGCAUCAAUGCGUCCGACAUCAACUACACGAACGGAAAGUACAACCCGGGAGUGCAACCGCCUUUCGACUGUGGAUUUGAGGGCGUGGGGCAUGUUGAGGAAGUUGGUGCCGGUGUCAAACACUUGAAGAAAGGCGACGCCGUCGUCUACUCAAUGUACGGCGCGUUUUCCGAGUACGUUGUGGUUCCAAUCAAGUUAGCGGCGAAGGUACCUGUGGCGACGGCCGAGAUCCUCCCGCUGAACGUGUGCGGUCUCACGGCCUCCAUUGCAUUGGACACAGUCGGUGAGAUGAAAACUGGCGAAACCGUGUUGGUGACUGCCGCUGCUGGAGCCACGGGUCAGUUCGCCGUGCAACUGGCAAAGCUUGCGGGCAACACCGUCAUCGGUACUUGCAGCUCGCCUGAGAAGCAAGAGUAUUUGAAGUCCAUCGGAUGCGACCGUGCAAUCGACUAUACUAAAGAAGAUGUUGGUACAGUCUUGGCCAAAGAAUUUCCUCGCGGAGUUGAUCUCGUCUUUGAAUCUGUCGGCGGCUCCAUAUUCGAGACUUGCAUGAACAACUUGGCCAAGCAUGGACGUUUGGUCGUAAUCGGGUCCAUCUCGGGUUACGCUGACUCGUCGUCGUGGUCGGGAGGUAGCACCUCGUCGCCCUUUGCAUCUACCCUCUUGAGCAAAUCCGCGUCCGUGCGUGGAUUCUUCCUCAACCAUUUCAUCAAGACCCAUGGUACUACGCAUGCCCGGAAGCUCGCGACGUUGGUUCGCCACGGCUUGCUUAAUUCGGGUGUGGACCCAGCCAAGUUCAGCGGCCUAGACAGCGUUGCUGACGCCAUCGAGUACCUGUACGCGCGCAAGAACAUUGGCAAACUCGUCGUGCAUCUCGACACUCCUCAUUCGUCGCUUUAAUCCGUCGACGUUUUCGGCUUCUUAUUCGACGCAAUGAUUUUCUCUCGCAAUUUGGCAAAACUAAAGUCCGACUUGAACCCGUCGUCCAGGUUGCUCGUCGUGCCUUGCAACUCGACCGUCUUGACCAUCGUGAUGAGGCGCCUCGCGUAUUUACUCGUGAGACGCUCUUCCGAAUUGGCCACCA